CUCUGUGUUUCCGGGGGAGCGGUACGGUGAAGUACAGGUCCUUCAGUAACCGUGGGGAGGUGAGAGAGCGGAGAAAGCAGUGUAAACCGUUAUAGAAAGCGGUGUAUUUAUAAUUAAUAGAGGCAGGAUGUUAUUACAGGACUGGACAGCCCUCUCAGUGCAUUAACUAAUAUACCGAUACUCAUUAUGGCUGCACAUGCUUCCAGUAAGACCUGACCACCACCACCCAGCCAGCCAUGCAAAGCCCUGACCUCCACCACCCAGCCAGCCAUGCAAAGCCCUGACCUCCACCACCCAGCCAGCCAUGCAAAGCCCUGACCUCCACCACCCAGCCAGCCAUGCAAAGCCCUGACCUCCACCACCCAGCCAGCCAUGCAAAGACCUGACCUCCACCACCUAGCCAGCCAUGCAAAGCCCUGACCUCCACCACCCAGCCAGCCAUGCAAAGCCCUGACCUCCACCACCCAGCCAGCCAUGCAAAGCCCUGACCUCCACCACCCAGCCAGCCAUGCAAAGCCCUGACCUCCACCACCCAGCCCUGACCUCCACCACCCAGCCAGCCAUGCAAAGCCCUGACCUCCACCACCUAGCCAGCCAUGCAAAGCCCUGACCUCCACCACCCAGCCAGCCAUGCAAAGCCCUGACCUCCACCACCCAGCCAGCCAUGCAAAGCCCUGACCUCCACCACCCAGCCAGCCAUGCAAAGCCCUGACCUCCACCACCCAGCCAGCCAUGCAAAGCCCUGACCUCCACCACCCAGCCAGCCAUGCAAAGCCCUGACCUCCACCACCCAGCCAGCCAUGCAAAGCCCUGACCUCCACCACCUAGCCAGCCAUGCAAAGCCCUGACCUCCACCACCUAGCCAGCCAUGCAAAGCCCUGACCUCCACCACCAAUGUAACCAUGCAGGGGCCUUACCUCCACCACCUAGCCAGCCAUGCAGAGACAUGACCUCUACCACUACCUAGCCAGCAAUGCAGAGACCUGACCCCCACUACCUAGCCAACCAUGCAGAGACCUGACCUCCACUACAUAGCCAGCUAUGCAGAGACCUGACCACCACCUAGUCAACUAUGCAGGGACCUGACCUCCACCACCUAACCAACCAUGCAAAGACCUGACCUCCACCACCUAGCCAACCAUGCAAAGACCUGACCUCCACCACCCAGCCAGCCAUGCAAAGCCCUGACCUCCACCACCUAGCCAGCCAUGCAAAGCCCUGACCUCCACCACCAAUGUAGCCAUGCAGGGGCCUUACCUCCACCACCUAGCCAGCCAUGCAGAGACAUAACCUCUACCACUACCUAGCCAGCAAUGCAGAGACCUGACCCCCACUACCUAGCCAACCAUGCAGAGACCUGACCUCCACUACAUAGCCAGCUAUGCAGAGACCUGACCACCACCUAGUCAACUAUGCAGGGACCUGACCUCCACCACCUAACCAACCAUGCAGGACCUCCACCACCCAGCCACCUCCACCACCUAGCCAACCAUGCAAACCUGACCUCCACCACCUAGCCAACCAUGCAAAGACCUGACCUCCACCACCUAGCCAGCCAUGCAAAGACCUGACCUCCACCACCUAGCCAGCCAUGCAAAGACCUGACCUCCACCACCUAGCCAACCAUGCAAAGACCUGACCUCCACCACCUAGCCAACCAUGCAAAGACCUGACCUCCACCACCUAGCCAGCCAUGCAAAGACCUGACCUCCACCACCUAGCCAGCCAUGCAAAGACCUGACCUCCACCACCUAGCCAGCCAUGCAGAGACCUGACCUCCACCACCUAGCCAGCCAUGCAGAGACCUGACCUCCACCACCUAGACAGCCAUGCAAAGACCUGACCUCCACCACCUAGCCAACCAUGCAGGGACCUGACCUCCACCACCAAUGUAGCCAUGCAGGGGCCUUACCUCCACCACCUAGCCAGCCAUGCAGAGACAUGACCUCUACCACUACCUAGCCAGCAAUGCAGAGACCUGACCCCCACUACCUAGCCAACCAUGCAGAGACCUGACCUCCACUACAUAGCCAGCUAUGCAGAGACCUGACCACCACCUAGUCAACUAUGCAGGGACCUGACCUCCACCACCUAACCAACCAUGCAGGGACCUGACCUCCACCACCCAGCCAGCCAUGCAAAGACCUGACCUCCACCACCUAGCCAGCCAUGCAGAGACCUGACCUCCACCACCUAGCCAGCCAUGCAGGGGCCUGACCUCUACCAUCACCUAGCCAGCCAUGCAGGGGCCUGACCUCUAACACCACCUAGCCAGCCAUGCAGGGGCCUGACCUCUACUGCCACCUAACUAGAACUAGCCAUGCAGGGACCUGACCUCCAAUACCUAGCCAGCCAUGCAGGGACCUGAUCUCUACCACUAACUAGCCAGCAAUGCAGAGACCUGACCCCCACUACCUAGCCAACCAUGCAGAGAUCUGUCUCUCCCCCCCCCACCUCCCCACCUAGCCAGCCAUGCAGGGACCCAACCUCGACUACCUAGCCAACCAUGCAGAGACCUGCCAGCCAAGCAGGGGCCUGACCUCCACCACCUAGCCAGCCAUGCAGGGGCCUGACCUCUAACACCACCUAGCCAGCCAUGCAGGGGCCUGACCUCUACCGCCACCUAACUAGCCAUGCAGGGGCCUGACCUCCAAUACCUAGCCAGCCAUGCAGGGACCUGAUCUCUACCACUAACUAGCCAGCAAUGCAGAGACCUGACCCCCACUAACUAGCUAACCAUGCAGAGACCUGUUCUCCCCCCACCUAGCCAGCCAUGCAGGGACCCAACCUCGACUACCUAGCCAACCAUGCAGAGACCUGACAUCCAUUACAUCGCCAGGCAUGCAGAGACCUGACCUCCACCACCUAGCCAGCCAUGCAGGUACCUGACCUCUACCAGCACCUAGCCAGCCAUAGAGAGACCUUACCUCUUCCACCUAACCUCCACCUCAUAGCCAGCCAUGCAGGGAACUGACCUCCACCACCUAGCCUACCAUGGAGGGACCUGACUACCUCGACCUAACCAGCCAUGGAGAUACCGGACUACCUCCACCUAGCCAGCCAUAGAGGGACCUGACCUCCACCACCUAGCCAGCCAUGGUGGACCUGACCUCCACCACAUAGUCAGCCAUGGAAGAACCUGACCUCUACCACCUAGCCAGCCAUGGAAUGACCGAUCUCCAACCUCUAGCCAGCCAUGGAUUGACCUGACUUCCACCACCUAGCAAGCCAUGCAGGAACCUUACCUAGCCAGCUAUGUAGGGAUCUGACCACCACCACCUAACUUGCCAGGAAUGGACCUUACCUCUGUAAUUCUUUUAGUAGGUCCCAGGGACCUCAGCCAUCUAGUUAGCCAUGCAGGGAAAGUGACCAUAGCCCUAUCCAGUCAUAUAAGGUACCUGAGCGUAGUUUACUAGCAAGAGACUACGGUAAUUCAUUUUUAUUGAGUAGACCAGCUAUUCCCACCCAAUUCUCAUGGCAAAACAACUGUCUCAGACAGUAUCCAUAUUUGAAAAGAAUUGAGAAAUAAAUAAAUCUUGCAUUGUUGUUGUGUCUUGAGUCCUGGGUUGGCAAAUUACUCAAAAAGCUAUGGCUCCUAUGCACAUUUACAAAUAAAGGAUAUUCAAGUCUAUAUGUGAGCAAACAGCGUGAGAAUAAACCGUGUGUCUUAUCUAAGGCAAAACAUGUCAUUUAGUAAUCUUUAGUAGAAAAAUUCUUCCCAUAGUACUAUUAUCUAUCUUAAUACACUGCAGCAACUGAACACCUUUGUGUUAAAUGGUGUUUGUUCUAUUUAAUGGUUGGUUUGUUUGGAGUGAAUUUGGUUUCUUCUCAAUAUAGGCAUAGUAUAUUUUGCUUAGUUGCCAGUGUUCUCUUGAUUAGAAUGACUUCUGAGUUGGUAUAUGUCCUCAAGCGUACUGCUAAACAUGUGUCUUUAGGCAUCCAGUCCUAUUUAUGUACUUUUUAGUAACGUUUCCCCCUCCACAAUCCAUGUGUACCCAGGGUCCAUAAGAUCUUCUACUUUGGUCCCCACUUGACAACAUUGGCCCUAGUAAGUGUACGCAUUUAGGGAAACUCUCCAGGGGCACACCACACUCAGCGUAGCCCAGAUUUCUCCUUACAACUCAUCGGAUCCCCAAAUCCAUAGCUCUGGUUGGCCUUCACAAACUGGUCAUAGGUUUCAGUUAUUUCACUUUUACAUCUGGCGUAUUACUGUCUGAAUGAUGACUGUGGCCUUUUGUGGAGUAUAAAGGAUAUAUAAUGCAAACUUUGGAGCUAUUUAUUAAUGUCCCAGUUUGUGAUCGACUAGCCUGUAAACAUCCAAAACAAAAUUGUGGGUCUGUUUCUUAACCAACGCACACAAUGAAAGUAAAUUAUUUUUGGAUUCUAACUGCUGGGAGUCAGCAAGGGUGUGUGUAAGCAUUCCUGUCUUUUUAAACUACAUUGAAUGAUGUGGCACUGGUAGAAUCCUCAUGUAAAAUGCCUGAGAAAAAUAAUUCUAGCAAAUUAUUUACAAUUGCUAAUGGAAACCUUCAUGAGUAAGUAGCGUGUGUAGCAUUAAAAGUGUUGGAUUUUCUAACCUUAUUUUAUUUAUUUUUUCUGUUCUGAGCAUCCCCACAUUCACCCUAAUGUUUAUUUAAUACAUUUUCUAAAUUGCCAUUAUUUGUGUUUCAUUGAGAGGUUUGUUUGUUUUUUCCUUGGAUGUUCCAUUUGAGGAUACAACCAAAUUUGUUGCAGAAUUACUAAAAUACUACUUCAUUAUCUCCUGGUGGUCUUUUUUCUCUGUAAAACUCCUCCAUCCCCCCAGCAUCUUACCUUGAUGGUUUCUUGUGCCCUUUCCGUGUGGUUCUUGGGAUCUUAUUCCUCAAAGAUUUGUACUCUACUUAGGACUCUCAUUACCUGCGCAUAGCUUAAUUUUGACUUCUCUUGGGCUGAAAAUACCUACUUAUACUUCUAUUUAGCUCCGUUUCCCACCAGUAAGCAUCCUUGUUAUGAUCAAAUACUUAAACUCCUGUAAGGACCCAUCAAUAUCAGAAUUGGCAUCAACUGCUAUGAACACCAAAAAGAUUAUUCAUUAAAAUUAAAUUUACUUUGAAUUCUCACAUAAGUGAAAAACCCUGCAAGUGUGAUCGUUGAUGAACCUCCUUCAAAAGUGACUUGCAGGAUGGAUGAGCUAAGGGAUAAGACUUGACUUUUUGCUUGGUUAGAAACCACAAGUCUAUGUGAGCUUUGUUGUGAUUUGGAAUACAGCUGCCCCACUUUACCUAGUGGAGAAGCAUACACACAACUUAUUCUGCUCCUUGUCUUCAGGAGGAUGUCAUGUUUCACCAGGAAAAAAGAUUGGGAGAAGCAUAGGCUUAAUUUAAUUAAUAUUAAAGGCAAACACUCGAUCUGUUAUUUUCUGGGCUCUUCUUCUGAUGCAUUCCUAUCUACUUUACAGUGCAAGAUCUACUAAUGUGGCUGUACAUGGUAUAGCAGCAUUUGCCUUUAAUUUACAGACUCCCUCAAUGACCUCCUGAAGCACAAGCAUCAUUAUCAUCCACUGGUGUUGUCUACUUGUGUUACUAGUAUUCUCCUUUGAUCUUUUGCUGUACUUCCUGUAGAGAUGGUCAACCAAUUUGAGGGCUUGCAAUGUUCUGGCUAAUGGUAAUAGCUGGUGUAACUGCUCACCCUUCUUGACGUCUUGGUCAAAAACUCACUUUCUCCAGAACUUUUCUGAAUGUGGAGGCAGUGAUUCAUUAGAAAGGUUUCCCAUCUAGAAGACUGAAGUGAUUUACACUGCAAGUAGCCCCAUUAGUAUCGCUAUGAAUCCCCCAGUAGGCAGAGAACUCUUGUUAAAUGGAUCAGUGUAAGAAAUGGAAAUUGAAGCAACAUGCCAGAUAUAGAUCAGAUAAAGAAAGGGAUAGAACAUGUAACUGAGCCUAAUAUUGAAGACUUUAAAAAGGUUUAAAACUAUAAAAUGUUACUAUUGUGCCAUCAAAUUGUUGAUAACUCCCCUUUACAGAACUUUGAUCACGUGAGUGAUAAAAGGAACACUAUUGUGUUAGGGAUACAAAGCUAUAUUGUCCCCUUACCUUUUAAACACUCUCCUCUAUGCUGGCUCAGUCUCUGCCACCUCCAAUGUCAUUGUGAUGGGGAAGCUAAUGUACAUGCGUGGUGAGUGUCGUGGUCAUUUAGUCAAUGCUUUCCUAUGGGUUUUUAAAAGAUACUGAACAUGUAAAGCGUUAAAUGUUAAACUCAGUGAAACAAUAGAAAGCACCAGUAGAGGCAGUCUAAACACUGCUAUGAAAAUAUUGCAAUUUCUCUAAAAGGGCACAGGGACACUACACUCAGACCACUUCAAUUCCAUUUAAACUCAAUUUAAAGGGACACUAUAGACAUCAAAACAACUCAUUGUAGUUGUUCUGGUGAGUACAGACAGUCCCUGCAGACAUAUUCAUGCAUACACUGUCUUUUCAUAGAAAAGGCAGUAUAUAUAUGAAAACCUAGGGACACCUCCAGUGGUCACUGGAGGUGUUUCCUGGGGGAGUGCUGCACACUCUCAGCAUGGAGAUGCUGAACUUUCCUUAUAGAGAUGUACUGAUUAGCCACGCACCCAACCAGCCUCCUUGGUGAUCUCAGCCACUCCAAUGCUUUCCCUAUGAGAAAGCAUUGGAUUGGUUGAGAUCAUCAAUUCUGAUAAUGUCAGCCAAGGAGGCAGAUCGGGGGACAGGGUCAGCAUUGGUGGACCCACGCAGCUCUAUAUAAAAUAGGAGGUACAUUUCUAGGUGAACACUGGUGAGACCUCACUUGGAGUAUUGUACGCAGUACUGGAGACCGUAUAUUCAGAAGGAUAUUGAUACUUUAGAGAGAGUUCAGAGAAGGGCUACUAAACUGGUUCAUUGAUUGCAGGAUAAAACUUACAAGGAAAGGUUAAAGGAUCUCAACAUGUAUAGCUUGGAGGAAAGACGAGACAGGGGGGAUAUGAUAGAAACAUUUAAAUACAUAAAGGGAAUCAACAGUAAAGGAGGAGACUAUAUUUAACCCCUUAAGGACUGAGCCAAAUGUACACGUUCUCAAAACAAAAUCUGGAAUUUGACUAUAUGUCUGUUCAACCGUAAUUCGACUCUUUCAUAUUAAGUGCAUCCACACUUAUUAUAUAUCAUUUUAUUCAGGAGAAACAGGGCUUUCUUUUAACAUUAAAUAUUUAUGUAUGAAACAUAAUUUAAUAUGAAUAAAAUAUAAAAAAAACAUUUUAACUGAAUGUCAUACUGUUUGCUUUUACUGCAAUAAAAUACACAUAUUUCUAUUCAUUGAUGUCUCACGUGUAAAACGGUACCCCUAUGUACAGGGUUUAUAGUGUUUUGGGAAGUUACAGGGUCAAAUCUAGCAUGUUCAAUUUUUCAGUUUUUUCACAUUGAAAUUCGCCAGAUUGGUUACGUUACAUUUGAGACCGUAUGGUAGCCCAGGAAUGAGAAUUACCUCCAUGAUGACAUACCAUUUGCAAUAGUAGACAACCCAAGGUAUUGCAAAUGGGGUAUGUCCAGUCUUUUUUAGUAGCCACUUGGUCACAAACACUGGCCAAAGUUAGUGUUAAUAUUUGUUUGUGUGUGAAAAAUGCAAAAAACUAAUUUGAACGCCAAUGGCGUUCAAAUUCGUUUUUUGCAACGUAACCAAUCUGGCAAAUUUCAAUGUGAAAAAACUGAAACACAAGCCUUAUAUUUGACUCUGUAACUUUUGAAAACACCAUAAAACCUUUUGCAAUUGGGAGUACUGUUAUACUCGGGAGACUUCGCUGAACACAAAUACUAGUGUUUCAAAACAGUAAAACGUAUCACAACAAUUAUAUCGUCAGUGUAUAUGCAGUGGUGUAUCCUGGUGUUGUGCUGCCCUAGGCAGGACAAAACUCAGGCGCCCCCUCCCCCGUGUGCCACCUCCACCCAACCUGCUAAAAUACACACACACAUUCACUGACAGAUACGCAUACACUAGCUAACAGAAACACACACACACACACUAACAGACACACUCAUUAACAGACACACACACAGACACACUAACAGACACACACACACUAACAGACACAAACUCACACACUAACAGACACACACACUCACUGACACACACACACACACACUAACAGAUACACACUCACACACUAACAGACAUACACACACUAACAGUCACACACUAACAGUCACACACUAACAGUCACACACUAACAGACACACACACUCACUAACAGAUACACACACACUCACUAACAGACACACUCAUUAAGACACACACACAGACACACUAACAGACACACACACUCAGCGAACACACACUAACAGACACACACUCACUGACACACACACACACACACUAACAGAUACACACUCACACACUAACAGACAUACACACACUAACAGUCACACACUAACAGACACACAAAUUCACUAACAGACACACACACUCACUAACAGAUACACACACACUCACUAACAGAUACACACACUAAUAGACACACACACACACACUAACAGACACACACACUGACACACACACACUAACAGACACACACACACACACUAACAGAUACACACACUCACUAACAGACACACACUAAUAGACACACACACUAAUAGACACACACACACACUAACAGACACACACACUAACAGACACGCACUCUCACUCACUCACAUUAACAGACACACACACUAACAGACACGCACUCUCACUCACUCACAUUAACAUGCUUUUUUAUUUAUUUAACAUCCCCCCCCCCCAGCCUCCUUACCUUUGGGAAUGCUGGGGGGUAGGGAGGGUUCUCUAUCUCCCCGGGGGUCCAGUGGCUGCUGGGCUGGGGGCUGGCGAGGGAGCUCUUCCUCGUGUGCCGCAGACAAGGCUGGGAGCCGGAAUAUGACGUCAUCAACCCGGCUCCCAGCCUCACUCUGCGGCGCGCGAGGGAGCUGAGCAGACCGCUCAGAGGAAGAGCUCCCUCGCCAGCCGCCCGCCCGCCCAGCACGUCUGUUAGCCACAAGGCUAACAAGGCAUUUGCCCUGGGCAUUUGGGGGCCCCCUGGAAAAUGCCGCCCAAGGCAAAUGCCUUGUUUGCCUCGCGGCUAAAACAGACACACACACACUAACAGAUACACACACUCACUAAUAGACACACACACACUAAUAGACACACACACACACACUAACAGACACACAAACACACUUACUAACACACAUACACACAUUAACAGAUACACACACUCACUAACAGACACACACACACUAACAGACACACACACACUAACAGACACACACUAAUAGACACACACACUAACAGACACACUAACAUAUUUAUUUAUUUAUUUAACCCGCCCCCCAGCUUCCUUACCUUUGGUAAUACUGGAGGGUGGGGGUUCUCUAUCUCCCUGGGGGGUCCAGUGGCUGCUGGGCGGGCGGCUGGUGGCUGGCGAGGGAGCUCUUCCUCUGAGCGGUCUGCUCAGCUCCCUCGCGUGCCGCAGACGAGGCUGGGAGCCGGAAUAUGACGUCAUCGGCCGACCACGGCCUGCGGCAGCGCGAGAGGAAGAGCUCCCUCGCCAGCCGCCCGCCCGCCCGCCCGCCCAGCAUGUCUGUUAGCCGCAAGGCUAACAAGGCAUUUGCCCUGGGCAUUUGGGGGGCGGCUUUUUUUGCCGCCCCCUGGAAAAUGCUGUCCUAGGCAAAUGUCUUAUUUGCCUCGCGGCUAAAACGCCCCUGCCUCGCGGCUAAAACGCCCCUGUGUAUAUGCCAUUUGCGUGUGAAAAAUGCAAAAAAUUCCAAUGGCGUUCAAAUUACUUUUUUGCAACAUAACCAAUCUGGAGAAUUUCAAUGUGAAAAAACUGAAACGCAAGCCUUAUAUUUGACUCUGUAACUUUUGAAAACACCAUAAAACCUGUACAUGAAGGGUACUGUUAUACUCGGGAGACUUUGCUGAACACAAAUAUUAGUGUUUCAAAACAGUAAAACGUAUCACAACAAUUAUAUCUUUAGUAUGUAUAUCUUAUGUAUGUUUAACUUCAUUCUAAGUGUAUUUUAAUACUAAUAUAUGUACUUAUAUUAAUUAAAUAUAUUACAUAUGAUGUUACAUAUAUAUAAUGUAUAUAUUAUAUAUAUAUUUAAUGUAUAUAUAUAUAUAUAAUAUGUAUAUUUAAUUUAUUUUAAACAUGUUAAAUAAUAAUUUUUUUUACACCUCCACCAGCAGGGGGACUGUCUGACAGCCCAGACAGUCUCCGUGCUGGAAGAUCCACAGCCAGCUAUAGGAUGCCAUGUGAUAGUUCUUUGAGUGCAAUCACAUGGCCCCCGGGGGCCUGAUUUGCUGUGUGAGGGCUACCUAGGCUGUCAGGCAGUCCCCUUGAAGCGGAUCGACGUGAAGGUAAGUAUUACAGAGGCUCCAGGGCUGCAAGCCGGCAUUGUAUGCUGUCGCAACGGCUUUAAAGCCCAUUUAAAUGGCGACGCCAUAGAAUGCCGUAACGGCGUUAAGGGAUUAAAAGAAGAAAAACAAAAGGACAUAAAUUAGAGGGGCAAAGGUUUAAAAAUAAUAUCAGGAAGUAUUACUUUACUGAGAGGGUGGUGGAUGCAUGGAAUAGCCUUCCAGCUGAAGUGGUAGAGGUUAACACAGUGAGGGAGUUUAAGCAUGCGUGGGAUAGGCAUAAGGCUAUCCUAACUAUAAGAUAAGGCCAGGGACUAAUGAAAGUAUUUCGAAAUGUUGGGCAGACUAGAUGGGCCGAAUGGUUCUUAUCUGCCGUCACAUUCUAUGUUUCUCUGAAUGGGUCAAGCCACCUACAUAAUGGUUUAACACUAAACGAUCAGGAAUACAUGUUUCUGUUCCUGACCCUAUAGCGUUCCUUUUUUUGCUUGAUACAAACAAAAGAACAUAAAUAUAGCCAUAAACAGGUGCAUAUAUAUUCAUAAACAAAGUAUAGGGCCCAUUUUCACUGAAUCGAUAUUGUUGUUGAAUAGUGUGAGAAUGGUUGUGUCAUCAUGGCUCACCUGCAGCCAGUAAUGUGAAAACAAAUGUAAGUUCCACAAAAGUUAGACAGUGCUGUAAGGCCCUGUAAAAAACUAAAAAAAACCCCACAAUAGAUCUUUAAAGUAAAUCUGUGGACGAUAAAUUUACCACCAAAAAUCAAUUUAAUCUAUAUAUUGUAUUGGAGUAAUUUUCUUUUUCUUUCACAAAAAGUAUGUUUUUUUUUUUUUUUUAAAUGCAGUUUCUAAAUAUUCUGUUAUGACAUGUGAAUGGAAAGUUCCCCAAAUCUUAACUAUUGAGACUACAUAUCUACCUUGACAAAAAAGUGCAUCUUAUAGCAGCUGGCUAUGAUAUACAGUGUUUCUGUAGAUCUUAACCGGUGUUGCCAAGACCUUUAAUGAGAGAUGCAAAGGAGACAUUAAAAUGGCAUCUGUUGGUUAGAUCGGCUACAGCACGUAACGAUCCUACACAGGCAUUUCAGAAAAAAAUGAGUGAAUGGAUAACACCUGAAUCCUUUAUAAAAUUAAAUAUAUAGAGUUGUUAUUAUUUUGACUAAUUUUAUGCUGCAUUCUCUUUUGCAAUCCUCUGCUAAACGGUGUCCUGCAUGGCUGGACAUACCUUUCUCCUAACCCACAGAUCUGCAUCUGGACUUGCCUACGUAUGUAACAUCUAACCUUUAGCUGCCGCACAAAACAAACUCAUAAUUGACUUCAAGUUCUAACAUGGAUUCUGAUGCACUAACAAGCAUUCUACCCUGCAUACUUGAAUAUCAAUAUCAAAUACAUUACUAAGAUUACCAUAAUUCUAUCUUCCAGUUCUGACUCUCUCAUGUCUUAUCUAGUCUUAUUUUUAAGAGCUGUUCCAUGGAGCUUCAUAUUCAUGAUAUUUCCCUCAUUGUUCUGUUACACUGGGCCAUUAAACAAUUAACGAAAGGUGUCUGUUGGUCAUUUAGUUGGGAAAAACUGAUCCUUUAUCAAAAUAUUAUCUAUUAACUUUCUAAAGAAUAUCUUUAUAGUCUUUUAUUCUGUUUAAUGUUUCUUUCAUUUCAGCUUGUAGUACCUUAUUGUACAUCUUUUUGGAAUCUUUAUGUUUACAGCAUUAUUCUGCAGUGGAGCCAUUCGCAGAUGUAUAGACCACCUCCUGGAUAUUCCCUGAGGUUGGUUAGUAGGACUGUUUUGUGAUUGUUGAAGACUUUUGCUUUUAAUUUAUAUUGGAGUACCAUAUGGCCAUGCUAUUAAGAAGAGGCUUUUUAAAACUCAAGUUUUGGGGUGUAUCCAGUGAUGGUCUCGUUUUUCUUCCCUUGUGUUUGAGGAGGUACAUCUAUGGAUCGAGAGUUCUCCAACUGCCCUGUUCACAUCAAGCCUCUAAGACUUACAAUAGCCACAAUGCAGGGCCAGUAUUUCUCAGAGCACCAGCUUUUGGUAACAAGGUAGCUUUUAUUGACCAUCAUGGACAGCAUUCAUACAAGGACCUCUACCUUCAAAGCUACUCCCUGUCCAAAAGAAUCAACCAAGUCUUGGGGUCUCCGAAUAAUGACUGUGUACCCGAGAGAGUGUCUUUCCUGUGCCCCAAUGACUCCUCUUAUGUAGUCUGCCAGUGGGCUGCAUGGAUGAGCGGUGCCAUUGCUGUGCCUCUUUGCAGGACUCAUCCUCUUCCAGAGCUGGAGUAUGUUCUUCAAGAUUCCCAGAGUGCACUGGUUGUGGCACAUGAAAUUUACAAAGAUCUUAUGGCUCCCUUGGCUGAAAAACUAGGGAUUUCUAUGCUCACAGUGUCUGGAGCUCAGCCUCAACUCUCCGUAAAGAAAAUUUCUGAAGUUGAUCUUCACCAACUAAAUUGGAAAGAGAGAGAAGCCAUGAUUGUCUACACUAGCGGGACAACUGGGAGACCCAAAGGUGUUGUCAGCUCACACCAAAACCUGCAUGCUACGGUAAGACUAAUUAAUUAACCAGAUCUAGUAAUUGAGAUGAUAUGAAUAUAUUGACUAAAUGUAAAAUUUUAGCCCAAAUUUUAUAGUAAGCAUUGGUCUGAUCUAAAUGAUUGAAUGAAUACAUUCUCCAAGUUAAUACAAUUUAACCUAAAAUGUCAGUGACAGUAUUUUGCAGUGCAUUGGGAUUUGUUUUUUUUCUUUCAUGUCCCUGCACACAUGUAAUGUGAAAUAUCCAAUAAGAAUCAAUGUGGGUCAAAGGUAUAUUUUACCGAUGAAAGAAUUGGUGCUUAUUCCAUAAACCGAGAGUUGUGGAGAUUCUACACACUUUUUUUUUUUUUAAAGAAUUCUUUAUUUUUGCGUUUUUUUCAUAAAGUAACAGUUUUACAGAAAUAUAAAAAGAUGGGUUAGUGCACGGUUUGUAUAUCAAGGAUUACAGCAUUCUGUACAGUACAGGUUCUGUCACACGUAGACAAAUAGUUUCAACAGUAGGGCUGUGGUGUGCCCUUUGGGGGUUUGGUUUCGGGUCUGUGCUGCUCAUGGCUGCAGUGGACCCUUGUGGUAGUGCUAUCUAGGUCCCUGUUCGUCGAGGGUCCAUCUGCGAUAAUGUUGUAGUAGCUGCCUAUCAGUGUGGUUGUAUUGGUUGUGGUCCGGUGGGUGAUCACCGUUUGGCAGGAGUAUAGUCCUUUGUGGGUUUACUAACUAUUUUUUAAAAGCACAGUUUAUUUAACCUAAAAUGUACAGUUUUGUGUUUUUCCAAUUUUCCAAAAUUCUCAGUUAGUCCAUAAUAAACAAAAAAAAUUACAAUUUAGCUACAAACAUAGUAAUUACUCCAGUCACAGGUAUUGGUCAGUUCCCAGCACAUAAGAUAGUAACACAAACUAUAUCUGAUGGUUAUAUCUAUACUGCCAGCUACCAGUGUGAGGAUCCCUGUCCAAAAUAAUGAGACCGUAACGGACAGGAACAUUUAACAAGCAUUCUGUUUUCUUAUAUUGAACAAAUUCUUAUCAUUCUAAUUCCCAUUGUAAUUGUCAAUCAACCAUUUCCCAAAGAUUACGGUUUGUGAUAUCAAGUUCUUGGGCUGGAAAUUUUAAAAUAUAAUAAAGACUGACCUCCUUCAUUUAUAUUCCAUGUAUCAAUUGUAUAGCUUCACACAACAUCUAGAAAUUCUGAUUUGCAAUACAUCACCAAUCAAUGUAUCUAUUGUUUAAAGGAUCCAUGUUUACAGGCAAUAGGAGAUGAAGUGGAUACUGAUCCCAUAACCUAUACAUCAUCAAAUUAUACAUGCUUUUCGAUAAAACAGGUUUCAAGUUCCCAUGCAAACUGAAUCAAAAGGGACAUUUUGUUUUUGGAAGUGGUUUGUAUAUUGUUGAAUUGUCCUGAAUUUUCCAAGUUCUUAAUAUAUGGCCAAAUGUCAGUCUAAUGUUGCCUCUGUGGGCUGUGCUGCCCUCUAGUGCUCCAUCCAGUUCUUCAACUUGGCUCCAUGUGAAUCUCCUAUAUUUUUUGAUCCAUCUCCCAGGUGAAUGCUCUAGUGAGUGCGUGGCAGUGGACCAAAGAAGACCGUAUACUUCACGUCCUACCUCUUCACCAUGUUCAUGGCGUGGUCAAUAAGUUGAUGUGCCCUCUGUGGGUUGGAGCCACAUGUGUAAUGCUGCCUGAAUUCUCCCCUAAAAAGGUAAGUGGAAACGGGAGGAAGUUGACUUGACAGAGAUGGGUGGUAUGAUGUAUUGCCAGUCCAGAACAUUGUAUUCAGCACAACAAAUAUUUCUUUACUAAUAUUACAGUUUAUGAAUCAUGUUCAUGUUUUAUACAGUGGAUUAGACAAAGAAACAUGCAAAUACAAUUAUAAUUAAUUUAAUAUUUUGUCCUUUGGUAAUAACUUUAAGUGCUCCAACAUUACAUCAAUGAUCCAUCCUUUGUCACAAUGAUUGUAGUUUAUCAGUCAUCUUUAAGGCUACACAAAAGCACAAUACUGAUGUCUGCAGACAACGCAAAAUAUGAAUGAAUAGUUGUCCUCAACAGUUUGAUUUGGUUCAAAUGGGAGACUGGAAAUUGAAGUAGUUGAUGAAUCACAACACAGAGAAAUGUAAGGUUAAGGAUUUGUAAAACAAUAAAUAUUACGUACGCUAGUUGUAUAUAUUUAUAACAUGGCGGGCAAACCUGUAGAUUAGUGGCACAGAGAAAGCGAGAAAAGACUUGAGACAGGGUGGAGUGAAUUUUAUCACAAUACAAAAUAAAAGAGGUGUCUUGUUAUCCCCACAUGGGGGUAUCAUAGUUACAGCACUCUGAUACCCAUGGUAUAGAACCAGUAAUGACACCUCUGAUAUAUCGAACAGAAAAUUCCAUUGAGACUCACUCUAUCAGCUGGUAGAUAAUGCUAUGUUUGAUUUAUGAUGUGCCAUAAAUAAGGGCUAUAUUAUUGUAUCUGAGCUAUACUGCCCUUUAUGUGAGCUGUGCAUAUUGUUGUAUUUGAGCUACAUUGUACAUCAUGAAACUAUAUGUUUUGCUAUAUUAGAGAUAACUGUGUUCUGUGAUUUGUACAUAUUGCCAUAUAUGAACAAAACUAUACUAUAUAUAAAAGCUGACUUUCUGCUAUUUUUGGCUAUAUAUAGAGUUGUAAAUUUUGCUAUAUAAUUGCGUUAUGUUGUUCUGUAUAUGUGAGUUUUAUAUAGUACUGUAUCAAUGUAUGUUGUCUGAUAUAUUAGACAUGUACAUAUUGCUAUAUUUAAAGGAACACUAUGGGGUCAGGAACACAAACAUGCACAGUUGCAAGAAAAAGUAUGUGAACCCUUUGGAAUGAUAUGGAUUUCUGCACAAAUUGGUCAUAAAAUGUGAUCUGAUCAUCAUCAUCUAAGUCACAACAAUAGACAAUCACAGUCUGCUUAAACUAAUAAUACACAAAGAAUGAAAUGUUGCCAUGUUUUUAUUGAACACACCAUGUAAACAUUCACAGUGCAGGUGGAAAAAGUAUGUGAACCCUUGGAUUUAAUAACUGGUUAAACCUCCUUUGGCAGCAAUAACUUCAACCAAAUGUUUCCUGUAGUUGCAGAUCAGACUUGCACAACGGUCAGGAGUAAUUUUUGACGAUUCCUCUUUACAGAAAUGUUUCAGUUCAGCAAUAUUCUUGGGAUGUCUGGUGUGAAUCGCUUUCUUGAGGUCAUGCCGCAGCAUCUCAAUCGGGUUGAGGUCAGGACUCUGACUGUGCCACUUCAGAAGGCGUAUUUUCUUCUGCCAUCACCACCAUACUUCACAGUUGGUAUGAGGUUUUGAUGUUUCGCCACACAUAGUGUUGUGUGUUUCUUCCAAACAACUCAACUUUGGUUUCAUCUGUCCACAGAAUAUUUUGCCAGUACUGCUGUGGAACAUCCAGGUGCUCUUGUGCAAACUGUAAAUGUGCAGCAAUGUUUUGUUUGGACAGCAGUGGCUUCCUCUGUGGUAGCCUCCCAUGAAAUCCAUUCUUGUUUAGUGUUUUACGUAUUGUAGAUUCGCUAACAGGGAUGUUAGCAUUUGCCAGUGACUUUUGUAAGUCUUUAGCUGACAGUCUAGGAUUCUUCUUCACCUCAUUGAGCAGUCUGCACUGUGCUCUUGCAGUCAUCUUUACAGGACGGCCACUCCUAGGGAGAGUAGCAGCAGUGCUGAACUUUCUCCAUUCAUAGACAAUUUGUCUUACCGUGGACUGAUGAACAGCAAGGCUUUUGGAGAUACUUUUAUAACCCUUUCCAGCUUUAUGCAAGUCAACAAUUCUUAAUCGUAGGUCUUCUGAGAGCUCUUUUGUGCAAGGCAUCAUUCACAUCAGGCAAUGCUUCUUGUGAAAAGCAAACCCAGAACUGGUGUGUGUUUUUUAUAGGGCAGGGCAGCUGUAACCAACACCUCCAAUCUCAUUUCAUUGAUUGGACUCCAGCUGGCUGACAUCUCACUCCAAUUAGCCCUUGGAGAUGUCAUUAGUCUAGGGGUUCACAUACUUUUUCCACCUGCACUGUGAAUGCUUACAUGGUGUGUUCAAUAAAAACAUGGCAACAUUUCAUUCUUUGUGUGUUAUUAGUUUAAGCAGACUGUGAUUGUCUAUUGUUGUGACUUAGAUGAUGAUCAGAUCACAUUUUAUGACCAAUUUGUGCAGAAAUCCAUAUCAUUCCAAAGGGUUCACAUACUUUUUCUGGCAACUGUAUUCCUGACCCUAUGGUUUUAAAACCACCAUCUAGCCCCCCCUGUAUUCCCCUAAAUAUAAUAAUCUUAUAAUAAUAAUAGUAAAUAAUCUUACUUUUGUUCAAGUCUGCAGCUGCUGGCUCUGCCCCUGAUCUGCCUGCUUGGCUGACAUCAGAAGGGUUGUUCUGAGCCAAUAACAAUGCUUUCCCAUUGGAUUGGCUGAGACUGUCAAGGAUGGAGAUCAGGGGCAGGGUCAAACACAGCCCUGGCCAAUCAGCAUCUCAUCGUAGAGCUGUAUUGAUGAGAUCAAUGCAUCUCUAUGAGGAAAAUUCAGUGUCUCCAUGCAGAAUGCAGAGGGAGGAGACCCCGAAUGGCAGUGCUGCAUACUGUGCAUCACUGCGCCAGAAGCACCUCUACUAGCCAUUUGAGGAGUGGCCAGUGGAGGUAUCACUAAGCUGUAAUGUAAACACUGCAUUUUCUCUGAAAAGACAAUGUUUACUGCAAAAAGCUUAAGGGUACUGAUUACCCUCACCAGAACAAAUACAAUAAGCUGCAGUUGUUCAGCUAUGUUGUGCUGUAUGUGUCUUGCUGUAUUCCUGAUAUCAUGUGUCAUGUAUGAAAGCUGGACAUAUUGCUUGUUAUGGAUUAUUAUGUGACAUUUAUAUAUAUAUAUUUAUAUAUUUUGCUAGGUAGAAAAUGUUGAAGGGACAUUAUAGUCACCAAAACAACUUAAACUUAAUUAAGUAGUUUUGGUGUAUGGAUCAUGCCUCUGCAGUCUCACGGCUCAAUCCACUGCCAUUUCGAGAUAAAUCACUUUGUUUAUACAGCUCUAGGCACACCUCCCCUGGCUGUGACCAACACAGCCUUUAUGAAAACAAAAUUGUUUCAUUUUCAAUCAGAUGUAUGUGUUAAAAGUUUUUAUCUCCUUCUUUAAAUUGAACUUUAAAUACACAUAGGAGGCUCCUGCAGGGUCUAGAGAGCUAUUAACAGAGCAAGAGAUAGGGCAUUCUAAAUUAAAUAGAAUUUGCAGUAAAUUAAGUGUAAUCAUUAUAUGACUCUUUACAGGAAGUGUUUAGGAGAGCUGUGUAAGUCACAUGCAGGGAGGUGUGCCUAGAACUGUAUAAACAAAGUGAUUUAACUCCUAAAUGGCAGAAAAUUGAGCAGUGAGACUGCGUGAUCUAUACACCAAAACUGUUUCAUUAAGCUAACGUUGUUUGGGUGACUAUAGUGACCCUUUAACAUAUCUCAUCAUCUAGAAUCAUUUUUAUUCUUAAUUUAGAAGAGAAAAGAAAAAUGAAGGAAAUAGAGCCAGAAGUUGCAGAACCUCCUGAUUUGGGGGUUUACCCCAGUAUAAAUGUAUACAAAGAGAAAAGAUGAAGAAUGCAACUAGGUACAGAUAUGACUGACAUACAGUUCAGUGAAAAAUAUUUGUUUGUUAAAACUUAACAUUUAAUAGAUUGGCUCAAUAGUCCAAUUGUGGACUAUGAAGAACAAGAUAACCCACAGGCAAAAAAAGUUUUUUUUUUUUACAAAGGAAAAAAAAACGACACACAUAAAAAUAAAUAUCGCAAGACUGGCACAAUAAUGCAUUCUUGUAAAGAUACGGCAUCUGCAAAACAUAGGUAGAAGGUGUGAGAGGUCUAUAUCUAUGGUAGUAUGGUGCAAUGAAUAAUGAACUCCUUAACACUAGCAAUCAGAGGUGGACUAUAAUAUACAUAGUCUUGCAGGGUACAGAGUGCAGAACUAGUGCAGGUUAGCCCAAAUAAUUUCACAGUCUCGCACUCGUACUUUUUCACAGCUGUGUAAAAUAAUAUUGGCAGCUUUAUCGCAGUGUCACUGUAUUACAGUGGUGCUAUGUUACAGCAAUACUAUACUGAUCUGGCUGCCAUUAAGAUCUAGUCAUGAGCCCACAUUGAGUGGAGAUAUUGAUAUCGCAAUGUCCCCCCAAGCACAGCCCUAUGUACUAUACGUAAACCAUAAACUGUCCUUAAUAUCAGUAGUAAUACGUGGUAAGUAUAAAGAUUCCACACUGUGGCUGUACAGGGUUAACACAGGUAUCACUAGAUAAACUGCUACAGUACUCAAUAUAAGGUUACAAACUGAAAAAAAUAAUAACAGAAGCUGCGCACUUUCUGUCAAUGAUAAGGUCUGUGACAGUGCAUUAUAAUAAUAUCACUAGAACCUGCUGCAAUGUUAACUCAGAUACAAAGUAGCAAGCAUUGAUGCUGACUGUAUGGUAAGGUAGGUCCUUAAUUGCUGCUUACAGUCUAAUCACAAUGUAACAAAUAGUGCAGUAAAUUGACAUUCAUUCAUUCAAAAAUGACUAUUGCAGCCUAUAAGUAUGGUGACAAGGGAGAAUCAGUGGGUACAGGGCAGGAGGAAUAUUCCAGGUAGAAACUAUCUCCCCCUCUCCUGCCUUCGAUGGCACCCCUUAUCCCAACAAAAAGCUUGUCCUGUACUGACCGUUAUCCAAAGCCUCCCCUCAAUAUACAGAAGAAAGGCAGUGUGCUCAAUGAAAAGCGUAAAUUGCUUUAGUUACUAAGUAGUCCAGUGAAUGCCGAGUGCUGGUAAUAUUGCCCUUGGUGUUAUCUGGCUGUUCCAAAAGUCGUUAAAGACUCAUCCUGAUUAUGGGUAACCUUCAUGAAGAGAUCCCUAACCUGUCUGGUAACACUGUUAGGUAGAUUGCUAGUGUGAGCGAAGCACCCCUGACGCGCGUUUUGCCUGUUUAGCUCAUCAGAGGGGACAGUCAGGUAACACCAAGGGCAAUAUUGCCAGCACUCUGCAUUUACAGGACUACUUAGUAACUAAAGCAAUGUACGCUUUUCAUUGGGCACACUGCCUUUCUAUCUGUGCACCAAUAAAAAGAUAACAUCUGCAGCUAACGUGGUCUCAACUGACCGUAGACUGCAUUCUGGUUAAGACAUUGACAUGCAGAUCCACACUUCUCACUUGAUGUAACUAUCUCCUCCUAUAACCAGACUCUUCCUUUAAUGCGAGGUGCUAAUGACAAAUAUAUACCAAGGCAGAAUGCAUUUUUACAAGCAGCAUCCAUUAACUUACAUAUAAUGUAAUUGCCUAAGCUUUUAAUCAUGCUCCUUAUAACUGGAAUUAUCUGGCAUGUAAGAGCUAUAUUAAAGUAACAGAUAUGAACUCGUUCUUUUUACAAUAUAAAUAUUUUAAACUGUGGUAAGAGAUCGGUUAUUUACACACUGAGUGUUUUUUUUCCCUUCCUUAUUUUCUUUAUCAGCAUCUCUCUCUCGUUCUAGCUGUGUUGAAUUAAAGGUUUCUCAGUGGGUAUGAUGUCUCUCUCUCAGCUGCACUAAAGCACGUUAAUACGAGUGGUGUCGGAAAGAGAGGCGGAGGAGAAGGGGGGGGGGGAGAGAAGACUAUAGACAGCUCAUGGGAAUAUUAUGCCUAUAGUUUGCAGCAAGAUCGCUGAGGACAUCUGCCUUCUCAGGCUCUGAACAGUUCACCUUUUAUCUGACGACAAUGUUUGCUUUCUACGUGUACAGGGCAGGAUAGGUUAGGGCUAUCGAGGAAUAUUUGUAAUUGUGAAUAAAUAAUUAGAGACUCUAAAAAUGCUAUAAACUAUUGCAGGGAUGGCUAUGGAACCCGUUUUUUUAACUUGCUGUUUUAAGGGUGGCAAUAGAAACCAUCGUUAUAGUGCCCAAGUUUUAGUUUUCUUCAAAUCUCUCCGGAGGCCCAAUUGACGAGGCAGGAUUUUGAGAGAUGCUUGUUGAGCCCAGGUUCAUUAACCAGUGCCUCAGUCAUUUUUACCUGCUAACCCGUAAGUAUACCCUCAGCUAUAACUCUGGAGCUGUGGCCAUAUACUACAAGCCAAUAAAACGAUCUGAUUGGCUCAUCCUCCCACUCAUGUAACAUCACCUACUAAAGCAGUAUGUAUGACGAAAAAUUUGGUAUCCUUCUACUUAUCCAAGUGACACAUGGAUUCUCUGACUUCCUGCCUUCUGCAGAACGAUUUCUACUCAUUGACUCUUUCCAAGUUGUAAGACACUACCUUCUUGAAAUCAUAGACUUCAACCUAGAACUAAAAAAAACAAAAUAGUCAACACAACACAACAUUUCUUAAACUCUGUGUCAGUGUCCUAAACACUGUAAAGUUAAUGAUUUGAUGGUGAGGCAAAAGUCAACUAUGUGAAGACGUAAUAGGAUAGUGACCCCAUUUUAAAGUGUUAAAAAGCAGAUUAAAUACAAAAAAGCUCCUUCAUUCUUGUUGUCAGGAGUGCUGAGCAUACACCCCACCCACCAGGAGAUUUUAUAACCUAUUUGAGCUCGGCUUAUAGAUCUAGAGACUAUUCCAAAAUGCUGCAGAUUAAUAGAGCAUUGUAGAGAAAAUGGAGUGUCUCACACAGUGCAUAGAAUAGUUUGGUUCUUUAAUAUUCUGGUUUUAUUACAACACUUUCCAUUGGGUGCAUACUGUCUCGUGUGCAUAACUGCUUGAGUGUGAGCAGCUGCAGUGUUUAUCAAGGUUACUCUAUGUGUUGUGAUGAGCAAUAUCAUAACAAUGCAUAUGAGUUUAAUGAGUCCGUUAUAUAAAAUAACUGCAGUAACAAAUGUUUAUUUAAAAAAUAGCAGAUCAGGAUCCUACUAAAUAUAGAAAUGGGGAGCUGUCUUCCGAACGUCACAUACUAAAUUCGAUAGCUGUGCAAUUACUAUAUAUAACAUUUGUUUGCAAAUGCAAUUACAUUUUAAUUUCAAACACAGUUCCAUCCGUUUAGAAUGUGAGAUCGCAGGUCAUGGUAAGUUUCCCAUCUCUAUGAAACUGAAUACAGCGCAUCAUGUGAGACCAUUUUGUUUGAAGAGACUCAUACGACAAAAAAAUAAAAUUAGGAAAAGCAUCCAUUACACCAGUCAUAUUUCUUCCAAUAAAACACACUUUCAAGUCCUUUGCAGCAAAGAAGGGAGGACAAAUAAUUUUUGUGGUUUUUUGUGUGUGUGUUCUCUGUAGAAUGGAUUGGAAAAUAGCAGUCAAGUUAAAUUUCAACCCAGAAUUUUUUAUUUUAUAUAAGAAAAAAUGUACAGUGCUUUCCAAUUUUAAUUAAAACAAUUAAAUAAAACUAAAACAUAAACAAACAAACUAAAACCAUGGAUGCAUUACUGAGUCUGUGACUCUCCAGCUGAAAAUGUCCAGCAUGGCACAAGCUAUAAUUCACGCUGCUGGUGUAUAGUAGCCAUACUUGCCCUUUGAUUUUGGGGUUGCUCACUGAACAUACAUACUGUACCAGAGCAUUGAUUUUCAUUUAACCACAGGAUUUCUAAUAGUCAGUAAUGUUUUCUAAAUUCUACUGGAAUAACGCAACUGUUUUCAAAGAGAUCACAAUGCAAAAUUUACAGACCAUUUCACUGGCGGUAAGGCCUCUGAAAAUGAGUUGACGUGCCUUGUACGUGUCGGUAAGUCAGCUGAGCUGUUUAAGGAAAUAUCUUGGGGUAUUCAUUAAUUGUUAGCAAAGUGUUUUCAAUUCCGUUUAGGUGUUGUAUUUGCUAAGUGUCUAAUGGUUCACUCCUCUGGUUGUUAAUGUGUUGAUAUCUCUGCUUCAGGAUUGCGAUUGCUUAAACUUAAGUGUUUAACAUAAGGUACAGAGGCCUUUUCACCAAUUUGUUAUGGAAUAAAUGCUAACAGUAUCUGAACUUUGGAAUAGUGAUCGCAUCAAGAUUAAAGGAAACCUAUAGUCUCGAAAGUAACAAUCAUUAUUUCGGGACUAUAGAUUAGGUUCCCUUCUAUCCACCCACCAUUGGAUUUAAAAAAAAAAAUGAUAAAGCUAAUUCCUCACCUCCUUUUCAGCACUGAGACACCUCUAUUGGAGCCUUCAGAUCUGAAAGAUCCACCGCCAUCAAUGUAGUGGAACUGGGCAUGUGAGUUCAAACACUGCGCUUCUCCACUCAAAUACUGCUACAAGCAAAGUUUCCCUUUGUACUGGAAGAGGAAACGCCUCUAGUGGCUGUCAGGAUGACAGCAACUAGUGGUGUACUUCACAAAAACCAAAAAAAGUUACCUGCGCACUAUCCCAAAUCCCUAUGUACAUUUAAUCUGGAGGUUAUUAUUCUCGCUCAAGUGGCCAUUAAAGUGUAAGUUCACCUGCCACAUCAAAGGCAAAACAUCUUAGGUGCCCUGCACUACCAAAUCACCUUACUUCCUUGAGAUAAAAUCUCCAAUGAUUCAGAGAGAGGCUCUGUCUCAUUAGAGGUGAAUUAUUAGUGUAGACCCACCUAAGAGGUUUGCCUUGACAUUGGAGUAAUACUAAAAACCUCCAGUUAUUCAAAUGUGCAGGUAACUUGUUUUGUUUGUUUUUGUUUUUAUCCUACGUAUUGGGGCUAAUCUGUACUAUAGUUAUUGCUGCCGCGCAGGAGUGGUACACAUUGCAGUAAUCUCAGUUAGAAAUCUUAAAUUUUUCUUCCUCAUAGUUGUAACAUUGGGUGAAAUCGUAAAUUUACUAUAAAAAUAUAUAUAUAUUUUUUCUUCUUCUCUUUGCGUGAUACAUUUAUCCCCUUAAAGGUUUUCAGAUCUAAACACUAACAGUUUUUAAAAUAAAAAUCCUGGCAGGAGUCUGCAUGCAUUGAAACGUGUUCAUAAGCAGAUUCUCUCCAUAAUUGCUGCUUCCUUUAUUUGCUCACUUAGAACUUAGAACAGUGUACAUUUCCCCAGCAGGAAAAUACAUUAGAUCGCCUUUGCUGUGAAUGAUUGGAUUAUCAGACAAGUGGAACUGAUAUAGGCUUAGCUCCUGACUUGAGUUUCUCUACAGCUGCCCCUUGGACUUGUUCCCAUUUUUUGGUUGUAUUGUUGCAAGGUGGGCAUUAUUUUCUCUGUUAUCCCUCUUUAAUGCAUAUCUUUUGUUCUUGUCAAGGUUUGGGAACAUUUUCUCAGUAAAGAUGUGCCGUCCAUUAAUAUUUUUAUGGCUGUACCCACCAUCUACAGCAAGCUGAUUGAGUACUAUGACCGUCACUAUACCAGCCCCAACGUUCAAGACUUUGUGCGGGCAACGUGUCAGGAUAAAAUCAGGUAUUUUCCACUUUCGGUUUAUCACAGCAAAGCAAACUUCGAGCUUGACUUAUUGAUACAGUGUCUAGUAUAGAUCAUGUGUUCUUAAGGCUAUGAGCUAAUAAAGUUUAUUUUUUAUUUUAUUUUUUUCUCCAAAUAUGUCUGUUAUGGCAGGUUAAUGGUAUCCGGUUCUUCUGCUCUUCCUGUGCCGGUCCUGGAGCGUUGGAAAGAGAUAACUGGCCAUACCUUGUUGGAGAGAUAUGGCAUGACUGAGAUUGGCAUGGCUUUGACCAACCCACUAAAUGGGGAGCGCAUACCAGGUACAAAGGGAAAAGUCUACAAAUUGAAAACUGAUUGUCUCAUGGACACAAAUGUAAAGGAACAGUGAUGUCUCACUUCCCAUGCAUAACUUUUACAUUACAUUACAAGUGUACAAUGAGUGUGGUGACCAACAAAGAAAUUAAUUAUACUUAUCUAUAAACAGAACAGUUUCCCUCAAAUUUCCUCCCAGGUAGUAGGCUUAAUAGCCAAAAUUGUAUACACAUAGAAUGAGGGAGACAGCUGAUAGAACCUAGAAAAAUCUAAAUACACGGAACAUAGUGUGAUCCAGUAAAAUGGAAUUCUUAGCACAGAAUUUAGCUCUGUUUUUGUUUUCUUGUAAUUUCCCUCUUUUUCUAAUGUUUAGAACACCCAUGGUAAAUAUAUAGGGAACGGUUAGUCAACUACUAACUAUAAUUAGAAACAAACUUAGUGAAGAUUUGUGUGGCUAUAUAUAAUUCUGCAUACUUAAUGUUUUUUGUUAUAACACAUCACCUGGAAUGUAAAUAUUAAUGUAAUCACCAAAGGAGUAAUGGUAUUACAACUAAUAAUGCACUUGUCACUAUUAACUCCGUUAAGGACACAACUUCUGGAAUAAAAGGGAAUCGUGACGGAAUAUUUCCGUCAUGUUUCCUUAAGGGGUUAAGUAAAUUAGGAGAAUACACAUGAUCUAUAAAUCGGGUAUGCGCCUGUUUUGCCAUUUAGAUAUAUUAUCAUUAUAAUAUUAUCAUUUUAAUUAGUUUAAAUUAUAACUUGGGUUAUUGUAAUUAUAAUUUAACAAUUUCUUAUUUAUAUUUAUAUUGUUUCUCCAAUAAGGGAUAACAAAUAUACACUAAUAGGAGUUUGUGAAAGAAAGAUGUUAAAUAUAGAUGAAUGGAUGCCAUCUGCUGAGACAAUUUUGUAUAAGUCUUUUGAAUGCGUUGUCCUUAGCGACCACCACGGUUUGAUCACUAAGUUACAGAACUAGGGUGAAACCCAUGGCCAUCUUUGGUCAAGGACAAACACGCAAGUUACCAGUGAAACACACGAGAGUGCUCACUGGAACGCACUUCCGCCUCCUACAUCGGCUGGAGAAGUAACAACACCUGAAGGAAGGAUGAAAUUAUGGCGAUGGGAGAACAGGUGAUUAGAUGAAAACUUUGACCAUUUGGACCCAGAAAGUAAGAAACCGCCCACGAAACCACCAAUGAACUUGGGGAUUAGCCCUAUUUAAAGGGACUUGAGGGUGGAGGUUGUUAGACUGUCUUUUUUCCAGCAUCAAUAUUCUGUGAUUGUCAAUAAUUUUAAGGUCCCUGAGGAAGUCCCUAUCUAGAGGGCGAAACGCGUAGGACCCAUGGUUUUUAUUCAUUUUUAACAAUCAUUUCAUACUGGCUGUAGCUAUGUGAUUGAAGCUGCUUUUAAUAUACCUACCGCUCGGAGUCAUGAUUGAAGGUGGUGCAAACGGUCCCAAGAAGGGAUUUGAAGCCCCCUAUCUCCAUCUGGGGAUGCACCUUUGAAGCCUGUUUUUCAGCUAAAUUCUGUGAGUGCAUUCAAUUAAGCGCUAAGAAUUUCAUUGUACUGUAUCACACUAUGUGCUGUGUAUUUAGAUUUUUCUAGGUUCUAUCAGCUGUAUCCCUCUUUCUAUGUGUAUAUAACUUUUUCAUAAAAUAUCACCUUUUAUUGCUCUGAGUGUUGUGUCUUUUAUCCUUAAGCUGAAAAUAUGAUUUGAUGCACUGGAAGAGAAUAUGGCUGAGCUCUCACAAGCCGUUAAAGCGGGCAUCACAUGUUCCUGGAUACUUGUAUUUACUACCAAGCCUUUAAAGCAGGCAUCUCAAACUCUGCCUCUCCCAGAUGUUGCUGAACUACAUCUCCUAUGAGUUUCUUGUCUUCUGUUGCAUUCAAAGAAUUCUGGGAGUUGUAGGCCAUCAAUGUCUGGCGGGGGUGCACAGAGUUUGGAAUCCCAAAGACAGUCAAGGCACCAAAGGUGUGUCCAACACCAUUUUUCCCAUUAUGCAAAAUAUAAUUCUGGAUUUUUUUAAAAAUGUACUUGUUUUGCGUUAAUAAUAUGCUGGAUGCAUGAUUUUUGUGUCCUUAAUGUCUCCUAAUUAGUUAAUAAUAAGACUAUAAAAGAAAAGAAAAAAACAAUAGAUUUAUGUAUCCUCCACAAAUCGCUACUUUGAAAGAUCCGACAGUUCUCCCAUUGCUUUCUUUGAAGUAAUGCAUAGCAGCUGUGUAGUUUUAUUCAUUAAAAAUAUGAAAAAACUACUUGUGUAAGUAGGUGCCACUCUCUGUUGAAGGAUGUUAGCUUUACCAAAUAUCCCAUAAACAACAAGGAUUUAUGGGAUUUAUACAAUUAAAACCAAUCAAUUUAAAACAAUGUUAUUAGUCUGCAUUUCACUUUUAGAUCUCAGCAGAAGAAGCAAAUUGGGGGUAUAAUUUAAUGGAACUCUGUAGGAACAGUGGUUAUAGUAUCUAGUGUCCAGUGUAACUGUCCUUCCAUUCAGUGUUAAACCAUUCUAGGGUCUAUUGCUUGAACUAAAGGAGGAAGAAUUAACCUGAGCAGCAAUGGAGAGCUGCGACUGACUGAGCGUGUCAGCUGACUGCUUUCAGCCUAUUACAGCUGCCAUUGCCGGUAUGACUUGGUAUGACUUGAAGGAAUUGUUUGAUCUCUGCCUUAGCCAUACCUCCAGUAAAAACCAGGCUGUGGGGCCUGGGAUCCACAUUCACUGUCAAAGUGCUUGCAAAUUAUUUAAAAUUGGUUGGAUAGGCAGCUCCAAGGGGCCUUGAGGUUAAGCGGUUCUAGUGUCUACUGUGCUAAAGUGCUUUAUGUGUCUGGAGUUUGUCAUAUUUGCGACAGUUUGUAAAAAUUCUCAGUAUAAAUUGGCACUUUUAUAAUCAGGGCAGAAACACCUGCCUGACUGUCACUCCGAUAGACAGAGCGGUUUACUUGCAUUUCCAUUAGCUCCACAGAGCACUCGCAUGCCUUCCCCCAUUUCUCAGUGAGCUGUAUUACAGCUCACUGAAAAGUAAUUGAAAAGCCGCAGUUGUGUGUGCGCCCACGGCUCCAGCUCAGAAGCCUCUGAUUGGAAUAGACUGAAAGUCUGCGUCAGGAAGGAUGGCUUGCAGCAUUCACAAGCAGUUUUUUUUCUUAUUCCCCAAAGAAAACAUGCAGAGAAAAAUGCAUGCGUGUUUUCUUUGGGGGGGUAUAUGUACUAAAUUGUUAAAUAUUUUUUCUAUGCAGUGUACCUUUAAUUUACAUGGAAGAUGGUCGGUCUUAUCAAUGACAUCAUACUUGGGUUUUUGUUUUUAAAAUAUUUGGGACCUAGAAAGGGCAUUCGUAUUUGGGAGUUUCUGAAACCAGUUUUUUCUCUUCCAAGGUGAGAUAAGAAGAUUUUAUUUUUUAGAGGAAAAUGUUAAUUGAUGAUGUAGGUCAAGAUUUCCUCCCCUCUAUAUGUGGCAGUGAGUAAUGGCUUCUGUUAUCGGAUGGAGAGCCAAGAUUGGACACUCCUGGAUUAAAAAUAACCCUUUUGCAAAGAACAAUUUGUGAAAAAGAGAACUCACUGAGAGCUGGGCUGUCCGUUACCAUAACAGCUUUGUUACAUUACUGACUGCUUGACCUCCUUUGAAGUAUAAAUCCGAAACUAGAUUGUAACCAGCAAACUACUUGCCUGACACCGGAAACUUUAAAUUCACAUUACUUUGGGAUAAUUGAGACAGACACUUCUCAAAGUUCCUGAUACACUUUGUUAUGGUGUCUUCUCUCUUUUUGGGCGAUUAGAUUUGUAAAAAGCCAACAUACUCUCUGGUGCAGUACAAAGGCAAUACCAAUAACAUGUAAGCGUUGGUAAAGGCAUUGGGGAUAUGCAAGAGAAAUUAUGGGGCAACACUCUAAAAAUGGAACAGUCACCAUAGAAACCAAUGGAAUUUUCUUUUUAAAUUUAUUUAGUUUUUAGCGUCAUAGCUCAAACAACCUCCUUUCAAACCAAUGAUAUAUUGCACUACAGCUGUAAUAUUUGCCAUAGAAGUCAAUGUAAUAUGCCAGUUUGGUAGCCUGGUUUUAGUACUUUAAGGGAACACUACAGGGUCCGGAACACAAACAUGUAUCCCUGGCCAUAUAGUGUUGAAUCCACCAUCUAGCCCUCCUGGCACCCCCUUGAUCUCCCUAAAUAUAGUGAAAUAUUACAUUUAUUCCAGUCUACUUGUGCUGGCUCUGCCCCUGACCUGCCUCCUUGGCUGACAUCAUCAGAAGUCAUGAUCUGAACCAAUCACACUGCUUUCCUAUAGGAUUGGCUAAGACUGUCAAGGAGGCAGAUCAGGGGCAGAGCCAGCAGAAGCCAAAUACAGCCCUGGCCAAUCAGCAUCUCCUCCUAGAGAUGAAUUGAAUCAAUCUUUAUGAGGAAAGUUCAGUGUCUGCAUGCAGACACUGAAGAUACUGAAUGUCAGUCACACUGUGCAGCACUGCCCCAGGAAGCACCUCUAGUAGCCAUCUGAAAAGUGUGGCCAGUAAUGUUAUCCCUAGACUUUAAUGUAAACACUGUGUUUUAUCUGAAAAGACAGUGUUUACUGCAGGAAGGCUAAAGGGAAUGAUUAUACUCACCAGAACAAAUACAAUAAGCUGUAGUUGUUCUGGUGACUAUAGUGUCCCUUUAAGCUUGGUAUUGCUUUACUCUCUCUUACUAAUACUUCAGUUACAUAGUGGAUUUUAGCUAUAAUAAUGUUGUUUAGGCUAGACUGUCAGCAUACUUUUUUAAGACCGUAUCAGAGCUGGGUGGAUUACACCAUUCUAGAUAUAGCAAUCCGUUUUAAAGUAGUUUCUUGCAGUAAGUUGCAUUCCUGCUACAGUGGCUGUUCUUAAGCAUAUUCUACUUUUGAGCAUUGAAAUAUUGCUUCAAGAAGUCAGAUUCUUGGCCGGGCCUUAUAGUAAGCAAAAUAGUCUGUGGCUGAAAAGUUUGGCUCAACUUCAUUCCCAUUUGUUCAAUCCACCAUCUUGUUACUCCUUUCUUCCUUAGGCGAUAAGUUAAAGAGUAAACACAGUAGGCUGCAGGCGCGGUGUGAUGGCUGGGCAAGUCCGAUGUGUUAGACUGUAACGCACCGCCAGCAUCGUGCGUAACUAGAUAUUAAUAAGCGAAUGUCUAUGAAUGUGCUGCAGGCUGACUGUAGGCCGCGAAUGCCAUAAAAGGGUUAAUUCUGCCGACUUUGCUUGAGUUUCUCUCUCUGCUCUUCACGCGCAGAGCUAUGAAUUAUUCAUGGGAAGCUCACGCCUCGCCGGGUCUAAUCAGCGCUUUAAUUGGAGGUUUAGAUCACAGUUGGCUAAUAGCUGCUCCAGCGGGGACCUGGCGCAUUGUGACAGGCGGAUCGCAAUGUGUCUUAUCACCGGCCUGUCUCAAUCCUCCCAGGGCCCCUCCAUACACAGCAGAAUGUGGACCCCCCAGAGCCUGGCACAUUCACAGCAUUGCCAAUUACACAGACUUGCUCUUGCAAGCAGGAGCGGCACGGGGGUGGGGGGAGCGUGUGCAUCAAGGGCAGGCGUCUGUUCAAUUUAUUGAGGGUAUAUGAGCUGCGUGUAUGUGUUCUUCGUAUCAAGGGCUUAAAACUGUGUGUUUUUCUGUACGUAUAAUUCUGUGUCUUUGAUCCUGUGUUUUAGGUCUGUCUGCUUUGUGUGCCAAGUGAGAAUCUGGUAGAAGUUUUUAUGCAUUUCAAAUGUAUACUAAUUGCUGUAAUAAAAUACAAUAUUCAUUUAUAUACUGUAUUGUAUCUUUACAGUAUGUGUCCAUUGCAUAUGUGACAUUUAUGUGCGUGGUUAUUGUAAUGUAAAAUGUGACUUAUGGAAGUGAUGGCUAAACUUCAGCAUCGCAGCAGAGCCUCUUGGGAAAUGUAGUUGGCAAUAGCCACUGUUCCAGUGUUUAAAUAUCCCUUACUUUUUAGGGUGUUUGAGGUUGGUGUUUCAAGGGUGCGCUUUUUGGAAUGUUUCAUUAUUUCUGUUGCCUUAGGGUACACGAUUAUUGUCAAUUAGCCCUGUUACCUCAUUAAGUGCAAUACCUUUCAAACAUGAAUCUCUUUUAUAAUCUUCUGUCUAAAUGGUUCUACGUGUUUCCUGAUCUCCUGACUAAAGGGGCUCUCGUGUAGGGCAGAGGUUAAACAGCUUGUGAGCAUCCAGGAAACUGCAUAUAUGUAUAUAAUAUCUAUGAUAUGUGUAAGUGGCCGAUAAACCGUUUCUUUUUAUCUUCAUGUCAUUAUGGAUCAAAGAUGAUGAAAGCUUGUUAUUAUCUCCCAUGCUGUCUUUUCACUCUACAUGUGACCAUUAGUAUGCAAUACUUAACCAGCACAGGCAGUCUCGGCUAACUAAUGGUUAAAUCAAUUAGAGGCCCUGCAUAUAUUUUGGGCACUAAUGUAUGAUUAGCCUUUAAUUAUAUGUUUGGCACUCUGACAUUGCACAGCUCCUAUUUAUAGUUCUCUUUGAGCUAGUGGAGCUCACUAGAGAGGGUACCAGCCUAAGGGUGUAGAUUGGUACCUUUUACUUACCUGCUGUUCAUCUCUUUUCCAGGCUCUGUUGGCAACCCUCUGCCUGCAGUGGAGGUCCGCAUCACGUCCCAGAAUCCACAGAAAGAAGGAAGCAACUAUAUUAUCCAUGCAUACGGAGAUGAAACUGGCACUAGAGUAUGUGAAAUCAGUAUAGUACGGCGGGUAUACAAUGUCUAAGUUAGACUGCGCCAUACUUCAGGAGGUUCACCAUAACAUAGGAAUAUUGCUACACAAUCAAUCAAAUGCCCAUUGUAAUCAUUAUUGUUUAGGGAACAGGCAACAUUGUGUCUACAUGCCUAAGGUCUAAAAAACCCACAUAGAUAUUAAACCAAAAAACCCACGAUGCUUGUUUUAUUGUUUCAUUUUAGAUUAAUUUCUACAGAUGUAUGCCUUAAUGUACACAUCAGCACCGUGUGGGUUCAAAAUGACCAGAAAUAUGACUAUUAUGAUAUGAUUUGAGAAUGAUGUAACAACAUUAUCAUUUGUCAGCUAUUACAAAUAUUAUCUGUCAAAAGAACCUAUUUAGUCAUUAUCAAUACAGGCUGUGGAAAGUUGACUGGCAGCUUGCAACAUUUUGGCAAGAACAUCUAUUUCUAGAUAUAAUUUUUCCCUUUUCUUAGCAUGGCAAUAUAGGCCAAAAUUGCAGCCAUAUACUUAGCAGAGUUCAUUAGUCUGUAGAAUCGCCACCCAUUAGCUCAAUGAAUAGACUGUAAACCAUGCUGGCAUCUGAAUUUUAUACUGUAUGUUUUAACAGAUGGCCUUAAAAGAAGCAAUACAGUGACAACUUGUUGGUUUUUCAGGUUUUUUGUUUUGUUUGUUUUUUCACUUAGCGUUAAUAUUAAUUUAUAAUGAUAGAAAUUAAAACUACUGACAGUCGUUCAGGAUGCUUAAAAUCAUGAUCAAACCACAUUACUUUCUGAUUUGUUAGUAGCUUGGAUUUUAACCUGUGAGCUGCCAGAACUAUUCCUCUACUGCUUUUGUUGUUACUGCGUUAAUUAAAGCAAAUAUACUACUUUAGGACCUGGUGGCAGAGGUGUAGGGUGACACUAUUAAACAUUAGCAUCCUAUUUCAUUACUAUUAUUAUUAUUAUUAUUGCCAUUUAUAUAUCGCCAACAGAUUCCGUAGUGCUUUACAAUAUUAUGAGAGGGGAGAUUUAACUAUAAAUAGGAUAAUUACAAGAAAACUUACAGGAAUGAUAGGUUGAAGAGGACCCUGCUCAAAUGAGCUUACAGUGUAUAGGAGGUAGGGUAUAAAACACAUUAGGACACGAUUUCAGCAUACAGACCUGUAUCUGUCUCUCUCUGGGGUUGAACAGGUUAACGCGCCAAUACAGGAAGACUAGGGAUUUGCGAAUUGCAUUGUGUUAUCCCCCUCCUUAUCUCUGCCAACUGACGCCAGUCUGUGCCAAGACUCCCAACUGGCAGAUGCCGUGUGAAGCAGAUGUUUUCCUAAAGAUGUGGGCGCGUUACCAAAACUGUAGUAUUUGCGUGAGGUCAACACCAGCUGCAUCUAGCAUGUGCAUGCGGGAGGAUUUGCAGGAUUGGAAAUCAAGGGUUAAUUUCACCCCUCCCCCCCCCCUUUUUCUUUUUUUCCUUGAGGUUUCUACCGGCCUGGAAAAUAAGGAUGGUGAAUUGCAAGUUCGGGGCCCCGCGGUCUUCAAAAAAUAUUGGAACAAGCCUCAGGAGACGCAGACAGCUUUCACAUCAGAUGGCUGGUUCAAAACAGGUACAAAAAUGACAGGGAUCAGUGGAGGUGCUGGCACAGAAAGUGUUGUAAGUGAAGGAACAAUUAAGGUACUAUGAUCACUGUGAGAGUAGCAUGCAGUUUUAUGAAGAAGUAACAUUAGCUUGUUCCAUGCACUUCAAUGCUGGCGAGUUAAGCAAUGUGGGACCUGAUGGCGGCAGAGUCAGCUUUAACUGCAUUUAGCGUGAGAAGCAGAUGUAUGAAUGGAACUGUGAGUGUCAUUGAUGAAAGGUUGUGAUGGUAGUAAAUAGUAAAUGUAAUGCAAUGUUAGAGUGCAUCUUCUAGGACAUUAGUAAGGGGUGCAGCAUGUGAAUAAGUAGCUGCAAUGUAUUUAAGAUGUGUGCAAACUAUCAGAUUAUAAUCAUUAAAUUGUUAUAUUUAGAGAAGGACACUCAUUACAAACCUUUUCUAUUGGUUUUGUACCCGACUGCACAAUUAAAGAGGUUUGUCAUGUUCCAAUAAAUAUGCCAGGCCUGUGAAAUCUCACAGAACCAUAGUUUUCACAUUCUCAUGGAAGACCAAUACCCCAACUAUAGAUAUCAGGGAUCAAUAUGACAAAUGAGUCAGUGUGUUUAUUUUUUACCUGUGUGAUCUUUCUAACAUGGGAUACUGUAUUGAAAAGACUCAUCAGAGUCUAUGACUAAUAUGUUAUUGCUCUGCUGAAAAUCCAGUCAUUUUCUCCACUGCGCCUUUAUUGAGAAAAUGUAAAAAAAUACACCCUGCUGUGUGUGUCUAUGUCUCCUAGAGUGCAAGGCUUGUCAGGCACCUGCGCAGUCCAGGAUUCCGCCGCAGCUGAAGCCUUUCUGGGUCCCAGGAGCCGCCUUUCCCCUCGUGUUUCACACCAUGAGCAGAUUCCUAUACUGUAUCAAUCUUGUUUAAUAGACUGGAAGGGUUAUUGGCGGGUGGCAGGUUUCAAAGAGCGGGCAUGAGAUGGAUGACUCGGCUCCCCCCGCCAUCCGUGCUGAUGUACAAUGAAAUAUUUAUGAUUUAUUCUGGCUAAUAAACUGAAAUGAAGAGUGUGAUGUAUGCGAGCAGAUGGAGGGCUGUUGAUGCGACUCUGUGUGUUUGAGAGGGAGGAGGAGCUCGGAGGGGGAGUUGGGGGGAUAACAUGCACGCACUCAACAGUCAAAGGGUAUCUAGGGAUCUACGCACACAAGAUAAAAGGGGGGGGACUUUUUUUUUUUUACCACACUUCAUAAUUACAAUAAAGCUAUGCACUAAUACCCCCUAUUAAUGCACACAUGUCUAAGGUUUGUUUUUAAAGCAAUAAGCAACAAUAUCUGAAUAGUAUUUUCAAUUUUAAAACGAUGUAAAAGCUGCAGAAACAAUUAAUGUUGUGAGAUGCCUAUGUACCUGACAUGGUUGUACUUUGGGCUUUUCAUCAGUAAUGUAAAUACUUUGGCCUAUGCGCCUUAUAUGGCCACACUUUUGUGUAUGUGCCAUGAUUGGUAAUACUUUGGCCUGCAGGUUAGUAGUGGUUAUAUUUUGGUCACUGUGCCUGGUAAAGUCAUACAGUUGUGGAUCCUGUUGUGGUUAUACAUGCCUUGUGAAGGCAUUGGUGUUUGCCUUGUGUAUGCUAUGGCUAUGCUAUGGCUAUGCCUAGGGAGCCAGUCAUCCUUCCUCUGUACUGUCAUGGCUAUGCUUUGGUUUUUGUACCAGGUGUGGUCAUACUGUACUCACUGUGCAUCUUUUAGCCUUACUUGUAGUUUGACCCUUGUAAAUGUACAGAUUUAUAGGAGCUCCAUGGAUGGCAAACAAGUCAGUUCUAGUUUUUGUGCACCUGACAGGCAAUGCUAAGUGUUAUUGCCCUAGUUGCACAGUGGUAGACAGCCAUGCAUCUGACAUUCGGCUGUAUUUAUCCAGUCACCUGGCAAGCAGCAGUAAUUGGCUAAGCACCCAAUGACCAAGUGAUACCUGCUUAGUUCUGCAUUGUGUUUGUAUUGAAUGAUAGUGGGUUUGUAGGCCGACAUAAGCCUGGAUCAAACCCUAAUCUGUCCACUUGCUUUUCUGAAAGAUGUCCGUAAAUAUAUAAUUUUUAUAUUUUAUAUUUCCAGGAGAUACAGCUGUAUACAGAGAUGGCACCUACUGGAUCCUGGGCCGGACGUCGGUGGACAUCAUUAAGAGUGGAGGGUACAAGAUCAGUGCAUUGGAAGUGGAACGCCAUCUCCUGGCUCAUCCCAGUAUCAUAGGUAGUAUGAUCUCCCUGCUCAAGAGUAGCACAGAUAACCAAAUCUAGGCACGAUACCUGCCCUGACCUCUUCCCUUUCUCAAUGUCUAGAUGUGGCUGUUAUCGGCGCACCUGAUGUGAUAUGGGGACAGCAUGUGACAGCCAUUGUUAAGCUCCAGGAUGGGCAUGCCCUGACAUUGCAGCAACUGAAGGAGUGGGCCAGGUGAGAAGGACUUAUACAUUUGAUUGAAAAUUUAGUAGGAACAGUGCUCAUCACUCUAAGGCAACGUGGGCCACUUCUUGGCUAAGCAUUAUGAGAACCAUAGAUCAGCAACAAUUACCGGAUCAGCUUUCUUGCCUCCCAUAUUCCAAAGCAGUUAAGGAAUUGCUGCAGCUUUGUUUAUGGAAUGUGUUUCCUAUGAUGCUCAGCCAAUCACCAAAGACCAUAUAGUUCAGCUUUUUUGUGUAUUGAUUGUAACUAUAGUAAAUCUGUAUUUUCAAUUACCAUCUAAUGCAGCCUGCUGUGCCAAGUGGAUUGGGACUGUGCUCCCAUUCAGUAUCUAAUAUAGCAAAUGCAAGAUCUGUACUCUGCUGAGCAAUUGACUGAGACCAACUCCCGUCUCUUAUUUAGGGCAGUCAUGGCCCCGUACUGCAUUCCUGCCGAGCUUAUCCAGGUGGAAGAGAUUCCCAGAAACCAGACGGGAAAAAUCAAUAAAAAACAACUACUGCUGCAUUUCUAUCCCUAGUGAAAGGGGUACGGAGAUAUUCGGCAGAAUCUAUUGGACCCUGAAUCUACACUCACACGCGGAAUGCUCUGCUAACUCUCGCUACAUCAUAGCUCAGUUAUUAAGCACAAACACUUCCUAGUAACACAACCCACACCAUUGCACAAUAGCCUAUAAAUCACACAGACAUAGCCCUAAGACCAUAAUUACACAAAUCAAACAUAAUAUUCCUUGGUAAACACACAUACAUGCAACAUGACAUGCGUUCACACUCAAGCAAAGCACAUUUUGUAUACUUACAAAAUUCUUCAUUAAGUUCUUACAAUAAGCAGCUUUAGACACAUUCCAUUUACACACAUUCUUUCACUCAUAGCAGUGGCUAGUCCAACCACCGUGUAUUUAGUCAAAUAGAGUAAACAAAGGCGAUGUUACAUAGCUAUUCUCUUGGCACGAGCCAUAAACCAAAUGGAGGGUGAGAGAAGCUGGCACACGCUAAGCAAGCGGCCCACCACCAUGGAAUCUGAACUCUUACACAUCCUGUAAACUGUCCAUUUUUAUCUGACAUCAUUACGAAUGGUGAAAAAUAAAGUGUAAAAAAAACCUAAUUACAAAGGUCUGACUUGUACAGUUCUAUAAUUCACCUCCGUCAGGGCCAUAUGUAGAGCAAUAUAUCACAAUUACCAGCAAAGCAGCAUAAUAACAUGCAGAGCAAUAUAUUGUAAUUAUACAAACAGCAGCUUAACG
Molecule: messenger RNA, 36225 nt
Organism: Pelobates cultripes (western spadefoot toad)
Lineage: Eukaryota; Metazoa; Chordata; Amphibia; Anura; Pelobatidae
Source: the annotation of a GenBank genome assembly